This is a messenger RNA of Salvia hispanica, 881 nucleotides long. RefSeq names its product organelle RRM domain-containing protein 2, mitochondrial-like. Lineage: Eukaryota; Viridiplantae; Streptophyta; Magnoliopsida; Lamiales; Lamiaceae. The record is from RefSeq and is a predicted model, not a curated record. Gene Ontology annotation, molecular function: RNA binding. Gene Ontology annotation, cellular component: mitochondrion. Gene Ontology annotation, biological process: mitochondrial mRNA modification.
UAUAAAUUCUAAAUUCACAAGAGAGGUGCUCUCUGGUGGUGACAGAAAUGGCAGUGAGGGCGGCGGUUUCCGCUAAUUCUCGAGUUGGAAUGGGAUUAUUAAGAAAGGCUUUCAGCUCUUCUUUUUCCACCCUUCUAUCUCAAUUUAAGCCUCCUCCCGCCGAACCCUCUACAAAUCUAUUCGUCUGUGGACUAAACAAACGCACUACAAGUGAAGGCCUACGUGAUGCUUUUGCUAAAUAUGGCGAAGUUGUCCAAGCUAAAGUUAUUACUGAUCAUGCUACUACACUCUCUAAGGGUUUUGGUUUUGUGAAUUAUGCAACAAUACAAGAUGCUGAAUUAGGGAUGAAAAGCAUGGAUGGCCAGUAUUUGGAUAAUUGGGUUAUAUUUGUGGAGUAUGCAAUACCAAAAGGUUCUUUCCCCAAAUGAAGCAUGCAACGAACAGAACAGGAGUGGAGAGAGUGGAGCAAUUCAUGCACUCCUUGAUGACUGGAUAGGAUCAUUCAUGUUUCCAAUUUAUUUUUUGAUUAUUCAUCUUCGUGUAUACGAAUUUGGCUGACAUGUUCAAAGCACUGAUUGAAUGCUGCUAGUUUCAUCACCUAGGGCGGUGUUCGAUUUGCAAGAUAAAAUAGUACCAAGAUAUAAUUUAGGAUUGAGGUGUGAGAUUAUUUUAGUCAUAGGGGGUUAGCUAUGACUAAUUAUCCCAUGAUUGUUCAUUUAGGAUUAAGUUGUGGGGUUGAAUCUCAUGAAUCAAACACGCUACAAAUUUAAUCUCGAAUACAAUCUUGCAAACCGAACACCUCCUAGGAGUAUUAGAUAUGCCUUCUCUCUCAAUGUGUAAGUAAAUAUUUCUAUUUCUAUUUUAUUCUCUUUUUUACUUUA